AUGAAGUCCACGGUGUCGUACUACGAUUUAUGCUUAUGCCUCUUCUUGGCUCUCCUCUUCUAUGCCGUCCUACGCGCCGUUUCCGGCAGCGGCGGCACCAAGCAUCCCCGCUUGAGGCUGCCUCCCGGCCCGUGGCAGCUGCCGGUCAUCGGCAGUCUGCACCACCUGGUGCGCGGGCUCCCGCACCGCACCAUCCGCGACCUUUCCCUCCGCCACGGCCCACUGAUGCUGCUCCGGGUGUGCGAGCGUGUGGCCAUCGUCGUCUCUUCCGCAGAGGCCGUGAGGGAGAUCUACAAGGGCAACGAGGCCCUCUUCUCGGAGCGGCUAAGUAGCCCGGGAAUCGACGAGAUCUCGAGGCAUGGCCAAGGGAUCGUUUUCGCGCCCUACGGCGACCACUGGCGCCUGCUUCGUCGGAUCCUCGUGACGGAGCUGCUCAGCGCGCGGCGCGUCGAGGCGUUUCGACGCAUCCGAGAGGAGGAGGCGGCCCGCCUCGUAUGGUCCGUUCAGGCGGCGUCAUCGCCUUCUGGUGGCGGACUCGUGAACAUCAACGAGCUGCUCGACGAGUUCAUGACAGACUCGGUUGUGCGCGCCAUCUUCGGCGACAAACUGCCCGACAGAGCCGCGUUCCUUAGGACUGUCAGACAAGGAGUGCAGCUGUCGUCACUGUUCGAUCUCAGGGACCUCUUCCCUUCAUCGCGGCUCGUGCGGCUUCUGCCACGCAGAGGCGGCAAGGCGGAGCGGCAGCGUCUAGAGGCGUUCAGGCUCAUGGAUAACAUCCUCAAGGCUCACGAAGAGAGGAGGGUGGCCAGAGAUGAAGACCAGGAACAGGACCUGGUCGACGUGUUGCUGAGUAUCCAGAGAGAAGGCGCCAUGCGAGUUUCGCUUACCGACGGAGUCAUAAGGGCAGUGCUGCUGGAUGUCUUCGGUGCAGCACUUGAUACCACAACGACUCUUCUGCAAUGGGCGAUGGCCGAACUAAUGGCAAACCCAAAGGUGAUGUUGAGGGUGCAAUCAGAGACACGAAGCGUUCUCACAGGACAAUCCACAAUACAAGACUCUGCGCUAAAGGACAUGAAUUACCUCAAGGCAGUUAUCAAGGAAACGUUGCGUCUACACCCUCCCGCCUCUUUCUUUACAAGAGUGUGCCUGCAAAAUUGCAAGAUUCAUGGGUAUGACAUCCCAAGAGGGGCAACUGUACUAACCAACAUAUGGGCAGUAUCUAGGGACCCGAAGUACUGGGAUGAACCAGAGAUGUUCAGGCCGGAGAGGUUCGAAGGCGACGGCGAUGUCGAUUUUAGAGGUAUGGACUUUGAGUUCACUCCUUUCGGGGUUGGGAGGAGGAUUUGUCCGGGGAUAGAUUUUGCCCAUACAAGUAUUGAGAUGGCUCUGGCUAGCCUUCUUUACCAUUUUGACUGGGAUCUGCCUAAAGGAGUUGAACCAGACAAAAUAGAUAUGACAGAGGUGUUUGGAGCCACUCUUAACAGGAAGGCCGACCUAUUUCUGCGUCCAAUUCCUUAUGUUCCUCUGUAA
Lolium rigidum is the source of this 1530-nucleotide messenger RNA. Its product is annotated as desmethyl-deoxy-podophyllotoxin synthase-like. The record is from RefSeq and is a predicted model, not a curated record. The transcript is spliced from 2 exons. NCBI's taxonomy places the organism in Eukaryota, Viridiplantae, Streptophyta, Magnoliopsida, Poales, Poaceae. Gene Ontology annotation, molecular function: heme binding; iron ion binding; monooxygenase activity. Bases 1 to 1530 code for a protein of 509 amino acids.